AUGGACGGUGUACUAGUCGCCUCCAGUUCGCACAAGGGAGAGCCCCAGCAAUCCCUCGAAGAGAAGAAGUCCCAGAAUCGCAAGAAGAAGAUACUACGUGAUAUUCAGGAAGAUCCAAAUAAGACCGUUCAAGUUAUCCGCAAGUUCUGGCAAGCGUCAGUUGAUUGCGGCGUCAGCAACACGGAGCCUUUAUUAGCCAUGCUAGAGCUCUUCACGGAUCCCAUCUUAUGCUACAAAGAUAUUCUGGGGGACCUUUUAAGAGCGGGACUGUUGUCAUUCUUGACCGAAUGUAUAACUAGUCCCACCCUUCUCGUGAUGCACCAAACUGACGCGCAUCUUCUCGUCUCUAUGACACUGCGACUAUUCAGCUCAUUCAUAGCGGCCUGUUAUAAGACGGAGAACUCUCGCCUUCUCUCCGACAUCCUCGAGGAAGUUUGUGACGAACCAUGGGCAAGCAUCUGGGCUUCGCGUUCAAAGAUUCUGCGCUCAGAGUAUAAGCCGGACAUCUUAGAGUUCAUAUGUGACUCUGGCUUCCUCGUGGGCUCCAUAUCCGAACUCUGCGACAAACCUCUUGAUCCUACCAAUCGCAUCGCCGACCUCAUGUUCUACGCCUGGUACCACGUUGAAGACUCAAGCGCUAAGAUUAUUCAGAUCUACAAGGGGCUCUGUGGUAUCCUCUACAGGGAUCCGAACAUUGGGUUCAAGUGGCGCGAGGUACUUGCGCCCGAUGGCCUGGCAGUAUCAUCGUUGGUAUCGGAAUAUGGCCCCCAAGAACUAGUGCGACGCGCUAAAUCUGCUCUCGAUUUCAACGCGAAGCCUUCUGGGAGGGAUCACACUUCGGACUCCCUCGCCAUGUACAGAAUUCUGCUACUGCUCCUCGUCAUUCCGGGCAUCUGCUGUCACUCGAAAUGCCGGCGCUUCUUGCUCGAACACGACAUACUAUCGGCCACGCACGAGCUUGUGACUGCGUACUGGGAAGAGAAACAGAGUUGGCCCGCCAUGAUCUCCAUCCUUCUCGCCAUGGAAGAGUAUCAUAGAACGGCAGAGGGUACACCCGGAACGUACGAAUUCAUCGAACCGAAGAUGUUCGGUCUCGUCCUGAUGGAUGGGAUGUUCCGCCUCUUUGCUGAUUGCGUCGACUACUCGCCUGAUGAGGCCGAAUGUAAACAAUUGGUGGAAUUAUUCAGGCGCCAUCCUGCCUCAUCCGCACCAUUACGCAUGCAAUAUGGGUUCUGGGCACGAACUCAACCGACAUUCUGGUACGCAGUUCUCAUUGGAUUGCGCUCGGCUGCGUACAGAGAGUACGGGAAGCCCGCACAUGAGGAUAUCCUAUUUCUCGAAAAGUCAUGGAUAGAAUGGGGUGAGAAGGCCCGAAUUGACGAGAAAGGCGCGGAGAGGCAGCACGAGUCAGAACGGUCACGGCUUUGCUGUAGCAUGAGCUGUCCUCGUCGCCGCGGCACGACGCGCUUUGUAAUCAGCGAUCAUGCGCUAAUGAUCUGUCGCGGCUGUGGGGAAGCUCGGUAUUGCGAUAAGGUCUGUCAGAAACGUGCAUGGAAAGAGGGACACCGGGAGUCUUGUCGGCGUUUACCCGCACCGUGA
This is a messenger RNA of Peniophora sp. CBMAI 1063, 1599 nucleotides long. Lineage: Eukaryota; Fungi; Basidiomycota; Agaricomycetes; Russulales; Peniophoraceae. The record is from the annotation of a GenBank genome assembly.